Molecule: messenger RNA, 798 nt
Organism: Prorocentrum cordatum
Lineage: Eukaryota; Dinophyceae; Prorocentrales; Prorocentraceae
Source: the annotation of a GenBank genome assembly
AUGUCCGGGAACCGCACCCCGCCGAACUUCGAGAAAGAGUCGGGCACCGCGAUCGAUGACCGCUUGAACAUCGUCCAGACGCGCGCCGAGGAGCGCCAACACGAGGCCCACGACGGCCAGGAGGACAACGAGCAGAAACGCGAGGAGGACCAGGCCGAGGACCCGGAGGCGGACCAGCAGGAGGACUACGACGAGGAAUAUGGCCAGGACGAGGCUGCGGUGAUGGCGGCGGCGGGCGCGAGGACGACCGUCAAGGACUCCAGGCUGAGCAUCACGCCCCUUACCACCAUCACAACUAUCAAGUGCACCAUCCAGGAUUUGGAGGGCAUCACUCCGGAGACGCAGCGCCUGAUCUACCUGGCGAGGCAACUGGAGGACGAGCGGAACUUGCAUUACUACAAUAUCCAGAAGGGCGCAACCCUGCACUUGCUCCUUCGUCUACGUGGCGGUCCUGGCCUGCAGGCCCCGCUGGAGCAUCUUGGGGCUGGCGCGCACGACGCCAGGCUCAACCCCAUGAGCGCCAACGUCUCGGCCCUUGCCCAUGCCGACGGUGCCGCCAGCCUUCUCAGGGGGUCGCCGAUCUCGGCAUCGACAGAUCUGACAUCGGCGUCGACGAGAUGGCAUCCCGUCCUGACGAUCCACCGCCAGCCGCAGCUGCCUCGACAGGUCCUCGACCCGCGCGGGCAGCGUGCGGCUGCAGUCAGCUGGCACCGCUGCCUCGCCGACCUGCUGCAGAGAGAGGGCGCCAGCUUUCUCGACGAACAGAAUGGGCAGAAGGUGAUCGAUUGGGCGCCGAAG